UUGUUUUUUUUUUGUUGUUUCUGCAACAAGUGUGUUGAUUCUUUCAUUUCUUUUCUUCUUUCACCCAUGAAAUUAUGCAAACGGUAUUAGUAUGAGUGUUGGUUACUACACCCAUGGGAGUUUGAGUGAGUCGGGUGUGAUCAGCGAUUGCGACGCCAUGGCAGAGCUGGCAGCAUUGCUGAGAUCGGAGAUUCCUGAUGGCAGGAACAAUCUGUCUGAUAAUCAUGUCAAUUUGGAGCGGGUGGCUGAGUAUUGUGAGGCCAACUAUUUCCAGUCGGAGGAUAAGAAAGUUGCUCUGGAGGAGACGAAGAAUUACACUACACAGUCGUUGGCCAGUGUGGCUUAUCAGAUAAACACUUUGGCGUACAACUUUCUGCAGCUGUUGGAGCUGCAGACUUCUCAGCUGGCCGAGAUGGAGAGUCAGAUGAAUCAUAUUAAUCAGACAGUGAUGAUACAUAAGGAGAAGGUGGCGCGUCGUGAGAUUGGAGUGUUGACUGCUAAUAAAUCUACGACUAGGCAAUAUAAGAUUAUUGCUCCGAGCAAUCCGGAGAAGCCUAUCAAGUAUGUGAGGAAGCCUAUUGAUUAUUUCGCAAAGGUGGAUUUUACAGUUUUGGAUGAUAUCGGACAUGGGGUGAGGAGCGCCAGCACGCCGCGUAUCCAGAAGCAGAGGGGAUCGAGUCAGGGCAGUAUCCAAUCAAUUGGUGGAAUGUCCACUAACUCUUCGAUGGUUGGUCCGGCUCCUACGACGAAGCCGCCCACUCCGCCUCAAGUCACGAGAACCGGAAGUAAAGUUUCUGUAUCUGGCGGUACUUUGAGCAAGGGUAGUCGCGAGUAUAGGACGCCUCCGGCUGUGGCCCCGCCCCAGGUGCCCAGUCAUUACGCCCCCAACUUCCCGAUUGGUCAUCCGAGACGCGGCGAACGCGGCGCCGGUUACAGCACGUUGCCAAUGACGCAACCGCAGCACCAAGUGAUGUCGCCGCCUCAAGUGGGUAUGGUGCAUCCAAUGAGCGUGCAGCAGCAGCCGCAUCCGCAAACUCCUCCUCCACCGCCGCCUCCGGGUAACACUGUGUACGCGGCGAACGAUCAUCACAUGAGCAUGCCGCCGCCCCCAUCUCCUUUAGUGAAUCAGGAGAUGCCCGUACCGAACACGAACAGCUUGAGACAUCAUUCUCUAAUGAUGCCGCAGCAUGGCCCUGUUCCGCACGGUAGUUUAGGCAUGCACACGCUGAGCCACGCCCAUCACGGUGGGCAGUCCCGAUCGUCGCGCGGAGGCGGAGCCCAAUCUCCACCGUUACCGCCGCCUCCACCGCCAGAAGAUGAACACGAAUCAUUCGGAAGACCUAGAACGUCAGGCGUGAUGCCAAUCGUUCCAGAUGAAGAGGAUCUUCCCGGUUGGGUCCCCAAAAACUACAUCGAAAAAGUUGUCGCAAUUUACGAUUACUACGCGGACAAAGACGACGAGUUAAGUUUCCAGGAGAGCUCCGUCAUCUACGUUUUGAAGAAGAACGACGACGGUUGGUGGGAGGGCGUUAUGGACGGCAUCACCGGCCUCUUUCCUGGCAACUACGUCGAACCGUGCGUCUGAUUGGAUUCAGACACGCACUAAACUAGCCCCAAAUUAUUUAACUAAUCCGCUUACGCUUUUUCCACCCCUAAUUGUUGUUAGUUUUUUUUCUCUAGUUCCGCCCUGCAUCCUCCCAGCUUCUUCCCCCAAAUUUUGAUAUAUUUGAAUAUUCGCACGAUCUUCGCUCGCUGCAUACAUACAGGAGAAGAAUAUGUGUAUUAUUAGUCAAGUGAGUUUUAAAUACCAGUAAUCAAAUCAAAUUGUCGGCAUUUGAAAGUCGAAUCUAACAAAUAGUAGUUAAUAUGCGUAUAUUAUAUAAUUAGUAUAAAGCGAAUUAGGAUAUAUUUAAUAUAUUUUUUACUUAUUAAUGUAACAUUAUUAGUUAAGCGUAAUCAAAAACGGUAAAAACUAGAA
Molecule: messenger RNA, 1978 nt
Organism: Nicrophorus vespilloides
Lineage: Eukaryota; Metazoa; Arthropoda; Insecta; Coleoptera; Silphidae
Gene: Abi
Product: abl interactor 2
Exons: 5
Coding region: 92-1585 (497 amino acids)
Molecular function (GO): SH3 domain binding
Source: RefSeq, a predicted model, not a curated record